This is a messenger RNA of Purpureocillium takamizusanense, 1868 nucleotides long. RefSeq lists its product as uncharacterized. Gene Ontology annotation, molecular function: flavin adenine dinucleotide binding; oxidoreductase activity, acting on CH-OH group of donors. Lineage: Eukaryota; Fungi; Ascomycota; Sordariomycetes; Hypocreales; Ophiocordycipitaceae. The coding region runs from base 1 to 1833 and encodes 610 amino acids. The record is from RefSeq and is a predicted model, not a curated record. The transcript has 2 exons.
AUGACUGUAGACAAUUACGACUACAUCAUCGUCGGUGGCGGCACCGCCGGCCUCGUCCUCGCCAACCGCCUCACCGAGGACCCGGCCGUCAAGGUCCUUGUCGUCGAGGCGGGCGACGACAAGAGCAAAGACCCAGCGGUGUUGACGCCAGGCCUCAUGAGCGCGCAAUAUGGCAACCCCGACUACGACUGGAACUUUAACUCCGUUCCUCAGGCCGGACUCAACAACCGCCGCAUCAACACGCCCCGCGGCAAGCAACUCGGCGGCUCCUCCGCCCUCAACUUCAUGAUGCUGCUGUACCCGUCCCGGCGCAGCCUCGACGCCUGGAAGGCCAUCGGCAACCCGGGGUGGGACUACGACGCGCUGGCGCCCUACUUCCGCAAGUUCGCGACGGUCCACAGCCCGCCGCAGGCCGCGCGCGACGCCGUCGGGCUGACGUACCACGACGACUCGCUCGUCGGCGAGGGCCCCGUGCAGGUCUCGUACGGCGUCGGCUACGGGCCCGUCAACACGGCGUGGAUGGACACGUUUGGCAAGCUGGGCCUCGAGAUGAAGGUGGAUAGCCGCAGCGAGGAGGCGCUCGGCGCGUUCCAGCAGCCCGCGAGCAUCGACCCCGUCACCAAGACGCGGAGCUAUGCGGCUACGGCGUACUACACGCCCGAGGUCGCGGCCCGGCCGAAUCUCAAGGUGCUGACCAAGACGGUCGUCAAGAGGGUUGUCUUUGACACGGCUGCCGGAGGGGAGGAGCCCGUCGCCACGGGCAUCGAGACGGUGGCUGCAGACGGAACGGUGAGAACCCUCCACGGCAGCGAAGUCAUCCUCGCCGCCGGUGCGUUCCAGACGCCCCAGAUCCUCGAGCUCUCUGGCGUCGGAUCCAAGACGCUCCUCGACAAGUUCAACAUCCCCGUCGUCGUCGACAGCCCCAACGUAGGUGAGAACCUCCAGGACCACCCCCUCACGCUGCAGUCGUUCGAGGUCAAGCCCGACGUGCCGUCGACCGACGUCGUCCGCGACCCCAACGUACUGAACGCCCUCAUCGGCAUGUACCAAGAGUCACAAGACGGACCCCUCGGGCAGAGCAACAUCAGCGUUGCCUACGCGCCGCUCGCUGACGGCUCGGGCCUCUGCUCCGCCGAGGCGAAGAAGGCCCUGUUCGCCGAGCACGCGCAGCACGCCGCGUCGGGCGACGGCCCGCUGCUGCGCGACCUGCUCGAGAACUCAAACGAGCCCAUGGUCGAGUACCUACUUCUCGGAGGCCAGGGCAACACCACCAUGGCGGAGCCCAGCAGCAUGGCCGAGUACCUGCACCCGUCGCGGCCGGAAAACUACAUCUCGGUGCUGUCCUUCCUCAACCACCCCUUCUCGCGGGGCAGCGUGCACAUCACGAGCGACGACGUGCGCGACAAGCCCGCGUGGGACGCCGGCUUCAAUAGCAACCCGCUGGACCUGGAGAUCACGGCGCGUCACGCGCAGUUUGCCGAGCGGCUGGUCGCCCGGACGGGUGCGUUCGCGGAGCUGCUCAAGCCCGACGGCGCGCGCAUCCCCGAGCUGCGCGCCGAGUCGCUCGACGACGCCAAGGAGGUGGUCCGCCGCGGGCAGGUCAGCUGCUACCACCCGUCGGGCAGCUGCUCGAUGCGGCCGCGCGACAAGGGCGGCGUGGUGGACACGCGGCUGCGCGUCUACGGCGCCAAGGGCCUGCGCGUGGUGGACGCGAGCGUCUUCCCGCUCGUGCCCGUGGGCAACAUCCAGAGCGUCGUGUACGCCGUGGCGGAGAUGGCGGCGGACCUCAUCAAGGAGGACCACAAGGCAGCAAGGGUCAAGGCUUCGGCAUGAGCGGGACGAGACAGGGGAGCGAGGGAGCGAGGGAG